Molecule: messenger RNA, 4877 nt
Organism: Micropterus salmoides (largemouth bass)
Lineage: Eukaryota; Metazoa; Chordata; Actinopteri; Centrarchiformes; Centrarchidae
Product: alpha-2-macroglobulin-like
Exons: 37
Coding region: 77-4645 (1522 amino acids)
Cellular component (GO): extracellular region
Molecular function (GO): endopeptidase inhibitor activity
Source: RefSeq, a predicted model, not a curated record
GUGUGUAUAAAGCGGGGGUGGAUGGGGUCAGAGGCUAUUUAACAGAUGUUGACUCUGAGGCUCAUGUCAGUCAGUCAUGGGUCUUCCUGGGAUUCAGAUGUGGACAUGGACGCUUUGUGUCCUGAGCUGGAUGUGUGUGGGUCAAGUAGUGGCAGGACCGCAGUACUUGGUGGCCAUUCCUGCAGUUCUUGAAGCUGGAGCUGAGACCAAACUCUGUGCGAGUCUCUUGCAGCCCAACGAGACUCUGGACAUGACCGUCACUUUGAUGUCCCAAGAGCAGAAUACAACCCUCCUCCGGAAGACAACCAAGGCAGAGUUUCAUUCCUGUGUUCAAUUUCAGGUUCCCUUAGUGCCGAAUCAAGUGGUGCAGAAGCUGGAGGUAGAGCUACGAGGAGACAAUUUUUACUCAAAAGAAGUCAGGAAAGUCAUGAUCAAAGUCUAUCAACCAAUGACAUUCGUCCAAACAGAUAAACCGAUCUACCUCCCUGGACAAACAGUACAUUUCAGAGUCGUUACACUGGACACCAAGUUGAGACCUGCCAGUCAGCUGUACAAUACCAUCGAAAUUGAGGAUCCUAACAACAACAGGAUUGGGCAGUGGCUGAACAAAACGUCGAAUGGUAAAAUCCUGCAGCUUUCUUACUCCCUGAACUCUGAGGCCCGUGAAGGAACCUACCAAGUCAUUGUGUCGAUUGGUAAAAAUAAAGUGUAUCACAGAUUCAAGGUGGAGAAAUAUGUUUUGCCGAAAUUUGAUGUAAAAAUAAAUGCGUCUGAUGAAGUAAGUAUUGAUCAGGAAGAAAUCAAAGCUGAAGUAUGUGCAAAGUAUACAUACGGACAGCCUGUGCCAGGCAGUGUUCAAGUUCAUGUGUGCCGACCUCUUGAUGACUAUAUUGAUCUUGCCCUUGGAAUCACCCCUGAACAUCCAGAGGGAGACCCUGACAUAACUGCCCCAUGCUACAAUGAGACAAAGCAGACGGACAAGAGAGGCUGUGCCACUUUUACCUUUGGAAUGUCAACUUUCACAAAACUUGACCAAAAGGUGCUGCAAGAUUCACUGGUCCUCAGUGCCAAGGUGGAAGAGGAGGGGACAGGGAUUUUAUACCAACAGGAGAAGAGAAUAGGGAUUUCAUAUGUUGUUGGAAAGCUGUCCUUCAUUGACACACCCAAGAUUUAUGACCAAGGAUCAAAUGUGGAGGGAAAAGUUAAAGCAGUUCACUACAAUAAUACACCCAUUCCUGACAUGCCAGUGUACCUGUUUGAGGGUGAAAGGUGGUCAGCACGUCUGGUACAGAACCUCACAACUGACAGUGAUGGGAUUGCCACCUUCUCAUUCAACUCUGCUGACCUUAAAGGGGGCAUCCACCUCCACGUUGGCAACAAACCGAAGCUGGACUACGUUGGUUUUAGAAUGCCAUACUAUGAGGUUGGAGAUCAAGUGUUGUCUGCAGCUGAACCUCCUUCUCCUGUUACUAAAACAGUCAGCACCCUUGAGGUAAAGAAGAAGGAUCAACCAAUUAUCUGUGACAGAGAAGAAGACAUCUCCAUCAAAUACACUGUAGUUGGAGAGACCCAGGGCUCUGUGGAUGUGAUGUAUCUGGUCUUAUCUAGAGGAGCCAUUCUCAUGCAAGGAGUUAAAAAGGUUGAAGUACAAGAUAAAUCAGUGACUGAGGGAGAGGUGUCCUUCAAGUUGACAGUGUCUGCAGAGAUGGCACCAGAGGUCCAGGUUGUAGCUUACGCCGUCCUCCCCAGUGAGACUGUGAUCGCCAACAGUGCUGACUUCUCCACCGAGAAAUGCUUCAGUCACAAGGUGUCGUUGGAGUUUUCUCCGUCCUCAGCUGUUCCAGGAGAGGAAACCAUCCUGCAGGUGACGGCCCAGCCAGACUCUCUGUGUGGUGUGAGCGCUGUCGACCAGAGUGUCCUUAUCAAAGAGCCAGGGAAGACUCUGAAUGCAGACAAGAUAUUUGCCUUGUUGCCUGUCAGAAAAGCAUAUACUGUUCCAUAUGAGAUUCAAGAUCCUGAGGAAUGCUUGCAUUUGAGACAUAGAAGAUACGUGCCAUACUACCACGGACAAUGGGUCAAUGAAGAUGAUGCUCAUUCAGUUUUCUGGUAUGUAGGGCUGAAGAUGGCAACAAACUUGGCUCUCAGAGUUCCUUCAUGCAUCAAGUACAAAGGAAGAGAAUACCACCAUGGCCAUUAUGGUAUACGUUGCAGAUAUGAGAGUGUUCCUCAGAUACACAGAAUGGAUUUACCAGGUGGUAUUUCUGGUUUUUCUGGUCUUCCUGGUCCUCCUGGCCUUCUUGGCCUUCCUACUGUUCCUCUCGUGGGUUCUGGAUUUUCCUCUCCUCCUCAGCCAGUAGAAACAGUCCGCACUUUCUUCCCUGAGACCUGGAUAUGGGACUUGGUGGAAGUUGGAGAGUCUGGAACAAAGGAUGUGUCCCUCACUGUCCCAGACACCAUCACCACCUGGGAGACGGAGGCUUUCUGUUUGUCCCCUCAGGGGUUUGGCUUGGCUCCUCGUAAAGAUAUCACAGUCUUCCAGCCCUUCUUCCUGGAGCUCAGCCUGCCUUACUCCAUCAUCCGGGGGGAGCACUUUGAACUGAAGGCAACCACCUUCAACUACCUGUCCAGCUGCAUCAUGGUCACUGUGACUCCAGCACCCUCUUUAGACUACACCCUCACUCCGCUCUCUGGUGACCAGUACACAUCCUGUUUGUGUGGCAGUGAGCGCAAGACCCUCAGCUGGACCAUGGCCCCCUCAGCCUUGGGGGUUGUGAAUGUGUCUGUGACGGCUGAGGCUGUGGCAUCCCACACUUCAUGUGACAAUGAGAUUGUGAGUGUUCCAGAGAGAGGACGUAUCGACGUGGUCACACGAUCUCUCAUAGUAAAGGCUGAGGGAACUGAGAUCACCAAGACCUACAACUUUCUGCUCUGCCCAAAAGGGGAAGCUGUGACAGAGGAAAUAGACAUCCAACUCCCCGAGAACAUGAUUGAUGGAUCUGCCCGCGCUUCACUAUCAGUCCUGGGUGACAUUCUGGGCCGAGCCCUGAAGAACCUGGAUGGGCUGCUAAAGAUGCCGUAUGGAUGUGGAGAGCAGAACAUGGCGCUCCUGGCCCCCAACAUUUACAUCCUCCAGUACCUGGAAAACACACAGCAGCUGACCGCAGCCAUCAAGGAGAAGGCUACCAACUUCCUGACCAGUGGCUACCAGAGACAGCUGAACUACAAACAUUUUGACGGUGCUUACAGCACAUUUGGAUCAGGACCUGGGAACACUUGGCUGACUGCUUUUGUGCUGAGAUCUUUUGCCAAAGCACAGUCUUUCAUCUACAUUGACCCAACAAAGCUUGCUGAGUCUAAGUCUUGGCUGGAUGGUAAACAACGAGAAAAUGGCUGUUUCCAGCAGCUGGGAAAACUCUUCAACAACAGAAUGAAGGGUGGUGUGUCUGAUGAAGUGACUCUCAGUGCUUACAUCACUGCUGCCUACUUGGAGAUGAAUACAUCAGUAAAUGAUCCUGUGGUGAACAAGAGCCUGUCUUGUCUCAGGGAGUCCAUCAGUGACCUCAGCAACACCUACACUACAGCUCUGCUGGCGUACGUCUUCACCCUGGCAGGAGAAACGGAGACCCGUGCUCACCUUCUGAAGCACCUGGACACUGUUGCAUCAAAGCAAGGAGGUUUCCUCUACUGGUCUCAGACAGCGACAGAAACGUCAGCCUCUCUGUCUGUGGAGAUCAGCUCCUAUGUGCUGCUGGCCAGACUCAGCGGCUCUCCCACUGCUGAAGACCUGGGCGCCGCCACCAGCAUCGUCAGAUGGCUGACGGGCCAGCAGAACUAUUAUGGAGGCUUCUCCUCCACACAGUACCAGGGAGGCGAGAGGACAACACGAGCCACGCAGCUACAGAGAGGAUUUACAUCUCAGCAAAGUGUUUUUCAUAAAGCCAAAAAGGAUGCUGAUACUGCAGUUGAGACAAAUUAUGUGGACACGGUGGUGGCUCUCCAGGCUCUGGCUCUCUACGCCACUGCGGUGUUCAGUCCAGAGGGUUCCAGCACAGUGACAGUCCAGUCUCCCAGUGGCCAGCUGACAUUUGAUGUGAAUCAGAACAACAAACUGCUCUACCAGGAGAAGCUGCUGCAGCAAGUGACAGGAAAGUUCAGCCUGGAGGUGAAGGGCUCUGCAUGUGCUUCAGUGCAGAUCUCUCUUCACUAUAACAUCCCAACUCCUGCUGCUGUCACCACUCUCAGUGUGGAGGUCAAACCAGAGGCCGACUGCACAUCUCUCAGACCCAAACUCACUCUGAAGCUAAAGUCCCUAUAUAGUGGAAAGGAAAGCACUACAAACAUGGUGAUCCUGGACAUCAAAAUGCUCUCUGGUUUUGUCCCAGACCCAGAGUCUUUGAGGGGGCUGAAUGUGGUCUCCUCACAGCUCAAAGGUGCCCUGCUGGUGGAUCGUGUUGAAGAAAAGGAAGAUCACGUUCUGGUGUACAUAAGGGAGUUAACAAAGGACAUAGCUAUCAACCACAGCUUAGACCUCCAACAGGAGCUCCCAGUGCAGAACCUGAAGCCAGCCGUGGUCAAGAUCUAUGACUACUACCAGCCAAGUGACCAGGCUGAGACAGAAUACAUCUACCCUUGUGCUGCAGAUUGACGAGUGAUGUGUGGUCUGUCCUCAGAUUGUCACUGAUUGAAAAAAACCUGCAUUUUAUUAAAGAUACAUUUUAUGUGCCUUGUGUAGCUCUAUGUCUGUUUGUUCUGGAGACAUACACAAACAUUUAACACUUGUUUGACUGUUACUAUUUGGCCAGUACACCAAACAGCUAUGUAACUACUCUAUGCUUUUUGGACAAUAAAACAAAGUCAUCUGAAUGUUCCACUUAAAA